Molecule: messenger RNA, 4621 nt
Organism: Coniophora puteana RWD-64-598 SS2
Lineage: Eukaryota; Fungi; Basidiomycota; Agaricomycetes; Boletales; Coniophoraceae
Exons: 5
Coding region: 1-4344 (1447 amino acids)
Molecular function (GO): metal ion binding; guanyl-nucleotide exchange factor activity
Source: RefSeq, a predicted model, not a curated record
AUGGCAGCUCCCAUAUCCUUCCCCUCCUCGGGCCCAGACACAUCCCACCUCCAGCCACCCGUACCACGCAGCGCCUACCUUCCCUUUCGCCGCAUUUCUCUACCCUCCCAGCCGCACCCAGCGCUCCAGCGGCAGUCGGUGGUCAGCUUCGCGUCGGUGGACUCGUUCGCCGAGGAGAGCACUAGUCCAAAUACCAAUGCCCAUGGCCAUACCCAGAAUGUCAACGCCAAUCCUAAUACUAUUCCCAAUCAGAACGGGGCAGCUACAAAUACCCCAGCACCGUCCACGCUUUCCCCCCCUCCACCGGGCAGCCCGAGCGCUAUAGGAUUCCCGACGGCGGCCUCGAGACCGAAACGGCGCUCGCUCAAUCAGCAGCCGACGCAUCUCCGGCCUGCGAGGCGUGCACGGGUGGUCGUGAACGAGGGGCGCGAGGCAAAGCGGCGGAAAGUAAUCACAGAGUUUGUGGACACCGAGAAGUCGUAUGUGGAUGGGCUGGAUCUGAUUUAUUCUCACUUCCUCACACCCAUCAUCGCCUCGCUCGACACCCCCAAGCCUCUCCUGACGCGCACAGAGCUCACCGCGAUCUUCUCCAACUUCAUCGACAUAUGGAACCUCCACCGCUCCUUCUACUCUGCCCUCUCCGCCUACCUCGCCGCAGCACCCGCAGCGCCAAACGGCACCGGGCGCCCGCCGUCCUUUCCGCCCUCGGCCGCACUGGGCAGUCUCGCAUGGGGCUCACAGACCUCGCUGCAAACGUCGGGGCUCGCAUCCUCCUCGCAGACGUCCCUUAACCAAACGCUGCUCGCCCCACCGACGAUCCCGCUCCCGCCUUUAUCCCCCCUCUUCCGCUCGCACUUCCCCUACCUCUCUUUAUACACCCCGUUCAUCACGUCCUUCCCCUCGUCGCUCUCCGCGCUCACGGCCCACCUGUCGUCUUCGCCCCAGUUCGCCAAGUUUAUACGGGCGCAGGAGGCGCACCCCGCGUGCGGGAAGCUCAGGUUGCCGGAUUGGCUGUUGACGAUCGUGCAGCGUUGUCCGCGGUAUCUGCUGCUGCUGAAGGAUCUGAUCGGGUGUACGGACGAGGCGGACCCGGAGAGAGCGGCGCUGGAGGACGUGCGUGGGCUCGUCGAGAAAAUAACAACCUCCCUCAACACCUCCCUCCACACACACGCACAGACCCUCGCGCUCCUGCACCUCCAGCGCGCAACCGCGCACCUCCCGCGCACGCUCGCGCUCGUCGCGCCCGGCCGCACACUCGUCAAGCGCGGGCCGCUCAGCGUGCUCGUGCUCCCCUCGGGUGCACUGCGCUCCCACGAGUUUCUGCUGUUCAACGACUGUCUGGUGUGGCUCGCUAGGGAGGGAUGCGAGGAGGAUAUGCCGCUGCCGCCUCUUGGUUUGAGCUUUGAAGACGACGAGGAGGGAGAUGGCGAUGCGUCUGUUGCGUUUCCUGGGGAGAGUGGGCAAGGACCGGGGGUAGGGGCAGGAGUGGGGAGAGCGAGAAAGAUCAGCAGACCGCUGAUGGUGCGCAGUCGGAGUAAGUCCGAGGCAGAGCUGGGCGAGUUGAGGGUGCAGCUGCAGCAGAGACAGCGCGGGCGCCUCGAUUCGGGCGCGGGGGCGGGGGCAGGGCGCGAGCCGACGAGGGGGUCGCCGUUGAACGACUCUAGGGCUCUCCCGGCUAAUGGCCAGGGAUCGCCAUCGCCGCCUGCGCGGAGUCGCGAGCGCGAGUUGCCGCCAGUGUCGGCGCCUGCGAUGCCUGCGCGGAGAAAGCAGCAGCAGCAGCAGAGGAAGUCGGCGAGCGAGCAGCAGGGCGAUGAGCGGUGGGUGUAUAGGGGCCAUGUUGCGCUUGUGGAUGUGGAGAUUGUGUUGGAUGUGUGUGAGGAGAGAAGGAUCGAGGUGUUGAGUCCGAGUGGGAGUUUUGCGGUGUAUGCUGACUCGAUCCAAUCAAGCAACGACUGGACGACCGCCCUGCGCUCCGCCAAAGCAUCCCUCCUCGCCUCGCUCAACACCAAACUCCCAAACUCAACACUCACCAGCUCCGCAUCGACCAACCACGUCCGCCGCGCCCUGCGCGCCCUCCCAUACGACCCCGCCCUAACCUCAACCUCGCCCUCCCCGCCCCCUCCUCCUCCCCCCGGCGGCGGCGGCGACCUCAGGGCCUCGGCAUCCGCAAGCCCGCCGCCGGCGAGAGAGCGCCGGCUGUCCUUUGCCCCGCUGUUGUCGCGCUCGACGUCGGCGCUGUUUGGGGGCACACCGUUUGCGUCGUCCUCGACGACGAAUCUUGCGCUGGACGCGGCGCCUGCGGAGGCGUUUGCGGCGUCUGCUAUUGCGGAGGACGAUGAGCUCGACGACGCAGGAACGGGAGCGAGAGGAGAAGAAGGGACAGGGAGGGGGAAGGGGAGAGGGAAGGGGAAGAGGGCGCCGGUGGACAAUUUUUUGCCGCCGGUGUGGAUCCCGGAUGCGCGGACGGACGCGUGUAUGCGGUGUGCGAGACCGUUUGGGUGGCGGUAUGCGAGGCGGAGACAUCAUUGUCGGCUGUGUGGAAGGUGUGUGUGUGCGGGGUGCUCUGGAAAGACUUUUUACAUCGUCGACGCAUCCGACUCCUCUUCCCCUGCGAAACCCGCGAGAGCGUGCAACGAGUGCUACGACACGGUGUUCCCCGUCCUCGGCCCCGCGCACGCGUACUACGACCCGCCGCGGAUCGCGCCGCCGUCACGGGCGCAGUCGAACCGCAACUCGCGUGUCGAUCCUGUCGCAGAAGAAGAGGACACCGAGCUCGACCUCGCGAACGCGACCAUCCGCCCGUCCAGAAUCGGGCUCGGGCGACUGAGCAGCGCGCCGAACGUGCUUCUCGGCUCGGCGUCCACCGACUCUCUGCACCGGGCCCGCGGUGCAUACGCCGGGGAAGGAGCCGAUGGCGAAGGCGACGAGGACGAGGACGAGGAGCUCGAGUCGCCGACGCUCACACGCGCGCCCGCGUGGGUCUCGCUCCCCGCCGCGCGCCGCGAGACGCCCGAGGCGCUCGGGCUCAUGGCGAUGGCGCUCCCGCCGAGCCUGAGCGGGAGCCCGGGGCCGUCGUCCAGGCGCAACUCGUACCAGCCCGGUGCGGCUGGGUACGCUGCCUCCGGCGCUGCACAUGGAUACGCGCACUAUGCGAAUGGGUACACUGGUGCGGGCGUGCUGAGCAGCAGUCCGGCGCGGAGCAGUCCGCUGCGGAACAGCCCGAGUCAGCGGGCGAAUGCGGCGUUGCCGCCUGUGCCGUUCAACACGGUUUCGGUUGGGACGGGGAGGAGUCCGGCGCGGAGUCAUGUGAAUGUGGUGUUGCCUAGGAUUUCGUCGGAUGAUGAGAACUCGCCGUAUGUCGAUGAUGGUGGUGUCGAGGGUGAGGAUCCGCUGGAUUUGGCGGGGAGUCUUCUCGCUACCUCUACUGGUGAUGCUGAGGGCAUUGACGACGCGGUGAUAGGUGCGCCGGGGAGUAUUAGGCGGGAGGGAAGUGCUGCGAGCGGGAAGAGCGGGACGGCGAUGGGUCCGAUUCGGGUGCGCAAGGGCGCGAAAGCGCGGCCGAGGAGCUAUGUCGAUAUCUUGGAGGACUUUCAUGGGAGAGAGAGGAGUGCAGCGAGCAGCUUUGAUGGGCGCGCGGGGGUGGUGCCUCCGAUGCCGGAUGCGAGCGAGAGGGAGAGAGUUUACGGGGCUAUAGGGCUGCACAGGCGUCCGUCGACGCCUGCGAGCAUUGCCGAGUCGGAUGAGGAGGGCGAAGAGGACGAGGGGGAUGGGCCCCAUCCGGUUCUGGUCGGCCCGGUCGAUGAAGAUGCAGUCGACAUGGCGAAUGAGCUGGACCCCGCCUCCUUCCCGGAACUGCAACCGCGUCGGUCGACGGCGCUCGCCCGCGGCGACGGCGCACCAGGCGAGCGCGAAGACGAACCAACAGUGCGCUUCCGCGUCUCCCGCGUCGAAGACACCGCGCGCCGCGCGAAGCGCUUCUCCGUCCCCGCCAUCGCAUUGCAGACCACGCCCGUCCUCGCGCGGACGGUCUCCCCGCCGUCACCGCCCUCCCCGCCGCUCGCGCGGGAGUUACCUCGUAUCCCGCAGUCUGUCUCUACGCAGGAUCUUCCUCUGCCGAAUGCGACGACAAAGAGCGGGAAGGGGAUCGGCGGGCGGCGAUUUUCGCUCGUUCUGGGUGGAGCGGGCGCGAGAGCGGCGGCGAGGAAAGAGAAUUUGAGUGCGUCGCGUCGGGGGCACGAUGGUCCCGAUGUGGGCGCGGGGACGACGAAGGAGAAGGAGCGCGGUGUGGCUGCGACGGCUCUUUAUGAGCUUCUCAAGGGGCGGAGGCGCAAGGGCGAAGUGUGAGGCGCGAGGUGAUUUGUGAGGUGACGAUCUACAUUGUGUGUUGACAAUUUUUAUAUCAUCUUGGUUUUUGAGCAUUUAACGAUUUCAUCAUUCCACAUCUUGUAAUGCACCGGUAUACCAUAUCGACUUUGAUCUUUCUCGUAUCUCCACAUUCACGAUAUUCUUUCAUGUUUACGUUCACAAGCAUUUGCAUUUACGCAUACUAUAGAGCCCAUCUUUUCACCUGUUUGUUUUAUGAACAGUGUUUUAUACAGCUGAAGACGAUUCAUACGUUGAU